Prunus armeniaca (apricot) is the source of this 210-nucleotide messenger RNA. The record is from the annotation of a GenBank genome assembly. NCBI's taxonomy places the organism in Eukaryota, Viridiplantae, Streptophyta, Magnoliopsida, Rosales, Rosaceae.
AUGAGUUAUAAAAUUUAUGAUCUCACAAAUGAAGCAACGACACUGAUGCUAGAAGCGGACAAAAACGUCGAAGAGUUUGAUAGGACCUAUGAUGCCUUUACAACGGACUACAUCAUUGAUACAUACCGGGAAUGGAGGGAAAAACAAACUUUGCUGGACACCAUUGCAUCUGCACGCAGAUCCAGUUUGGGAGAAUAUUUAAUCAUAUAA